Salvia splendens (bonfire salvia) is the source of this 1128-nucleotide messenger RNA. RefSeq names its product RING-H2 finger protein ATL52. The record is from RefSeq and is a predicted model, not a curated record. Gene Ontology annotation, molecular function: transferase activity. The coding region runs from base 131 to 937 and encodes 268 amino acids. The transcript has a single exon. Lineage: Eukaryota; Viridiplantae; Streptophyta; Magnoliopsida; Lamiales; Lamiaceae. Gene Ontology annotation, biological process: protein ubiquitination.
AGGUAUACCAAUCAACACAUACUCUUUAAUUUCCCUUUUGCUCCAUUCCAUUAUAAACUCCUUUAUCAUCAUUCCCCUCACGCUUUCAGCUCUACAUUAAUUCCUCUCAACUUCAAAUCAUCACCAAAUUAUGAAUACGCUAGCAAUCGGCAGCCGCAUCAAGGAUUGUUCUAAAGGAUUCUGCAGCUUCUUCUGCCCGCAGUGGUGCUACAUAGUCUUCCCUCCUCCUCCGCCGUCGGAAUAUCUCCCCGACGACGGUAGCUCCGGCCCCAACUUCUCUCCCUUCAUCAUCACGAUCAUCUGCUUCUUGGCCGCCGCCUUGCUCCUCCUCAGCUACUACGCCAUCCUCUCCAAUUACUGCCGCGGCAGAAGAAUUCCGUGGCGCGGCCAAACUACCGGCGCCGUGGACGUUGAGAGAGGAGAGGGCGGCGGCCAGGAGGGGACGUGGUUCGUGGCGACGAACCGCGGGCUGGACGAGGCGCUGGUGAGGUCGAUGGCGACGUUCAAGUACCGUAGAAGGGAAAGGUUGGUGGAAGGCACGGAGUGCUCCGUGUGUUUAAGUGAGUUUGUGGAAGAUGAGAGGCUUAAGCUUCUCCCCAAAUGCAGUCACGCAUUUCACGUGACAUGCAUUGACACGUGGCUUAAAUGUCACUCUAAUUGCCCGCUUUGCCGGGCCAGUGUGGCUGCCCCGGCCACAUCACCGCCUCCUCCUUCUCUGCCUCCGCUAUCGCCACAAGGCGCGGGGGGAAAUGUGGAGAUAAGCAUCGGAGAUCAACGAGAGGGCGCGAAAACGGAUGGACGGAUUAGAAGAUCGGUGUCCAUGCAUUCGGUUAUGGAACGGCGUUUGUUGAUAGAUGAUCCGAGUAGUGCAACUACAAGUAGGGGUAGUGAGAUGAAGAGAUCACAUUCAAGUGGAAGGUGGUUCGUCUCUAAAUAGGCUAAAUUAACCCAAAACUUUAGUUUUUUAAGGAAUGUUUUUAGUGGUGAGAUUUGUAUGUUGAGAUAGUUGUGAAAAGAUCACAAACAAAGUAAGGUCAAAUUUUUCGGAUAAUUUGUGGGGUAUUUCAGAGUCCAAUAAAUAUACUGCAGUCAUAAUAUGGCUAGCCAUAAAAUGACAUUCUAGUAAAU